Messenger RNA from Talaromyces marneffei, 909 nucleotides. RefSeq lists its product as uncharacterized. Lineage: Eukaryota; Fungi; Ascomycota; Eurotiomycetes; Eurotiales; Trichocomaceae. Gene Ontology annotation, molecular function: aspartic-type endopeptidase activity. Gene Ontology annotation, biological process: proteolysis. The record is from RefSeq and is a predicted model, not a curated record. The transcript has 2 exons. The coding region runs from base 1 to 909 and encodes 302 amino acids.
AUGGUUAAUUCUAAGACUACCAUCUCUACUUUGGCCCUCUCGGCCCUUACUGCUGCUGCCCCUUUCUCCAGCAAUACCAACUUCUCUAUCUCACAAGUUCCUGUUAAGAUUCCUGCUGCGCACCCAGCUGCUAUAUACGCUGAGGCUCAUGCUAGGCUUGGUGUUGAGGUUCCUCAUCACGUAGCCUUAGCAGCGAGGUGUGGUUGGAAGGACUCUGUUAUCGCCCUUCCCUAUAGCCAUGAUAUCGUAUACCUCACUCCUAUUCAAUUCGGUGCUGACACCUUGCAAGUUUACCUUGAUACUGCCUCUGGUAAUACUUGGGCCUAUACUGCUGAAACCCCCUCUGUUGGAUCCCACGGUGUCUAUAACCCUCAAACUGGUAGAUUGUUAUCAGAUUAUUACUGGCGAUCCAGAAGCGGACAGAGCAUCGUUUUCGGCGGUCGCGUGUUCUUGGAUAAGCUUAAACUUAAUCAUCUUCUGUAUCCCGAACAGGCUAUUCAGGUUGUUGACUUUGUUCAACCCAUCGAAGUUAUGCUCAAUCCGGCGAGAGCAUAUGAUGCUAUUUUGGGAUUGGCCUUCCCAGAAAAGAAUACCGUUAAGCCUGUAAAGCAGCCGACCUUCUUUGAAAAUAUUAGAGAAAUGCUUCAAGCUCCUCUCUUUGCUGCCUUCCUCAGGCAUCAGGCUCCUGGUGGCUAUGAUUUUGGUUGGAUUGAUUCUAGCAAGUAUCAGGGGAGUCUUGCCUGGACGCCUGUUCAUGCCAGCCUGGGAUUAUGGAAUAUUUCCGUUAGUGGAUAUAGUAUUGGCGACGAUGUGUUUAGUUCUACCCCUUUUUUUGCUGUUAUCGACACUGGUACCACCCUUGUACUCCUUGAGGAGAGCAUUGUCCAAGCCUACUAUCAAAGGACUUAA